AUGCAGGGCCUCAAACGUUUGCAAGAAGCCAUUGAAAGGCACAGAGAGAACAAAGACAUCAAUAUCAAGUACAAGACGCCUCUCACGAUACGCAACAUCAAUACCUUCACAGACGAACAAGCCAUCGACGAUGCCUGUAACCCAAUUCGCUGUAACCGAUCCGUACGAAUAUCUGAAUGGGUUCGGGGGGUACAAAGAGUAGGUUUCAACGUCCAGAAAACCAGUAUCGAGAGUGAGGCGAUAGAAGGUGCUCUACCACUGGCGGCCAAUUCGCCUCAAAAAUGCCCCUACGGUCUCUACAAUGAAAAGUUGUCUGGGACCGCCUUUACAGCCCCAAGGGACGACAACCUUCAGUCAUGGCUCUAUCGCAUCCUACCCUCUGCGAGUCAUCAGAACUUUGAGCCUGUCCCUGAUUCCUCGGCCCAAUCCUUGAACUCACCUUCACCGCAAUAUGGCAAGCAUUUCAAUGCAAUCCCAAACCAGUUGCGUUGGGAUCCGUUUGAUUUUGACAAGGAGGUCUCCUGGAUACACUCUCUGCACCUCCUUGCUGGUGCUGGCGACCCAACCAUGAAAUCUGGCAUCGCCAUCUACAUCUACGCCGCCGGUGCAUCGAUGCCAGAGAAGAGCGCCUUUUACAGCGCCGACGGUGACUUCCUGAUUGUUCCACAACACGGAGUCCUCGAUAUCCGAACCGAAUUCGGCAAAAUACUUGUGCGACCGAACGAGAUAUGCGUUAUUCCUCGUGGAAUUCGCUAUCAUGUCGCACUGCACGACAACGAGCCGGUGCGAGGGUACAUCCUCGAACUCUUCCAAGGACACUUCAAAUUGCCCGAACUGGGACCCAUCGGAUCCAACGGGCUAGCCAACGCUCGCGACUUCCAAAGCCCUGUGGCGGACUUCAUCGAGGACUACGAAGAUACAGAAUGGACCCUGUAUGCCAAGUUCGAUGGCAAGAUGUUCUCGGCUAAACAAUCACACACUCCAUUCGAUAUUGUUGGUUGGCAUGGGACCUUCUAUCCUUACAAAUACGAUCUCGGCCGUUUCAAUCCGGUCGGAAGUAUCUCGUACGAUCAUCCCGACCCAUCCAUCUUCACUGUAUUGUCAGCACCCUCGCUUCCUCAUGGCCCCGGUACGGCCGUGGCAGAUUUUGUCAUCUUCCCACCACGAUGGUUGGUCCAAGAAAACACCUUCCGACCUCCGUGGUAUCAUCGAAACACCAUGAGCGAAUUCAUGGGAUUGAUCCAUGGUAAUUAUGACGCCAAGGGAGCCGGCAAGGGCGGAUUCCAACCUGCCGGCGCUAGCUUACAUAAUACGAUGAGUGGACAUGGCCCUGACAUGCAAACCUUUGAGAAGGCUUCGACCAUGGACUUGCCCCCUAGCAAGGUAGGCGAGGGGAGCAUGGCCUUUAUGUUUGAGACUUGCUUGAUGCUUGGCGUUACAGAAUGGGGUCUGAAGACGUCUCAAAAAGUUCAAGAGCAAUACAAUGCACACAGUUGGCAGCCAUUAAAGGUUCAUUUUAAAAGACCCGAUAAAGCAAGCGGUGCCACCAACGGAGACAAGAAGUAA
This is a messenger RNA of Exophiala mesophila, 1566 nucleotides long. RefSeq names its product homogentisate 1,2-dioxygenase. The transcript has 4 exons. The coding region runs from base 1 to 1566 and encodes 521 amino acids. The record is from RefSeq and is a predicted model, not a curated record. Lineage: Eukaryota; Fungi; Ascomycota; Eurotiomycetes; Chaetothyriales; Herpotrichiellaceae. Gene Ontology annotation, biological process: L-phenylalanine catabolic process. Gene Ontology annotation, molecular function: homogentisate 1,2-dioxygenase activity. Gene Ontology annotation, cellular component: cytoplasm.